AUGGUUCUAGGAAGAAAAUCCAAGCGCCAUCCAGGUGGAACGACUGUCACCACUACCACGACAACCACCCACCAUCCGCCCGAAGAAAAUGGCCGCGGCGCCCGUGCAGUCCGCACCAAGCCCACCCUCAAGCAGCGCUUGAUGGGUGGAAGGCGAACCAGGGCGACUGGAGCCACUGGAGCCACCGGUGCCACCGGUGCCACCACCGCUGCACCCACACGAAGACGUCGGGUGGGUGCGCGUCGCACACCCGCAACAGCCGCCACCACGACUCCCCGCCGCAAGACCAGCGUCGGCGACAAAGUCUCCGGCGCGAUGUUGAAGUUGAAAGGGAGUCUUACGCGGAGGCCUGGGCAAAAGGCCGCGGGGACGAGACGAAUGCAUGGGACGGAUGGGAGGGGGGCCCAUCGAUAUUACUAA
Messenger RNA from Fonsecaea multimorphosa CBS 102226, 420 nucleotides. RefSeq lists its product as uncharacterized. NCBI's taxonomy places the organism in Eukaryota, Fungi, Ascomycota, Eurotiomycetes, Chaetothyriales, Herpotrichiellaceae. The record is from RefSeq and is a predicted model, not a curated record. The coding region runs from base 1 to 420 and encodes 139 amino acids. The transcript has a single exon.